AUGAAGCCGUCAAUUUUUGUCGCCGCGGCACUCGCCGUGCUCGCUCAGGCUAUGCCGGAUAGCUCCAGGACAGCAAGGCACAACGGGAUUUUUGGGCGAUAUGUAAAGGGCAAGCAAAAGCCAAUCACCUCGCCUGAGCUCGGUACAUCAACAGUUCAGGGCUGCUUCAACUCCUCGGGCAGCCUUGUUUUCCAGAAGACGUUCCAGUGGAACAGUAUUGGCAAGUGCGGCGAUGAGCUCUGCCGCCCAAAGGGCUUCCCAGCUGGCGCUACGAUGGGCGGCAACCAGUGCUUCUGCGGGCAAAAGUACCCGCCGAAGGAGACAUUGGUGGAUCCCUCCCACUGUGAUGCUGGGUGCACAGGUUUCGGCGAGGAUUCAUGUGGUGGCCCUAAUUUCUGGACCGUUUACAACACUGGUAUCGAUCUUGCGGUGGAUUAUCUGGAUAUGAGCGAGCUUCCCCACUCCACGAGCUCUUCGUCGAAGCCGACCCAAACUGAGGUCAAUCCCGAGAAAACCGUUGUUGUCACCCAAAACCCAACCAGCACACCGAAAGAAGAUGAUAAUAGCGGCGGCGGUGGCCCUAACGUGGCUGGGAUUGCCGCUGGUGUCGUCGUGGCUAUUGUCGUCGUGGCCGCUCUCAUUGGUGGCGGCUUCAUCUACAUGCGCCGCAAGCGAAACCUAGAACUUGAGGAGGAACAUCGCCGCAAUGCUGCUGUCAACGCCUUCAUCGGCAACAAGCCCCGAAGCAGCGGUGGCACCUCAAUGGCUGACGCGCGGAUGGACCCCGUCAUGGCCCACCGGAGGAUGAGUGACGGCAGUAUUGCCGAUAACGAAGAUUACUCCAGGAGGAUUCUUCGCGUCACCAACGCAUAA
Molecule: messenger RNA, 873 nt
Organism: Dichotomopilus funicola
Lineage: Eukaryota; Fungi; Ascomycota; Sordariomycetes; Sordariales; Chaetomiaceae
Exons: 3
Coding region: 1-873 (290 amino acids)
Cellular component (GO): plasma membrane
Source: RefSeq, a predicted model, not a curated record